AUGAUGCUCCAACUACAUCAGGGACUGGUGCUGUCGGUGGCGCUCUACGCGCUGCCGCUACUCAGCCUCAACACCUCACAGGCGGCAAACCUCCAGACAGUCCACCGGAUCGCACUUAGGAUCUGCCUCGGCAUAUCCAGGUCGGCGGCGUCCAUCCCGACGUACACGGAAGCUGGAGCCAACACCGUCAGCAACCAUCUCCAAAAGCGCGCACUUGGGCACCUCAUCCGCAUUUCCACCUGCGAGUCCGCGGCACCGCUGCUGGCACGCAUCGCGGAGAGGCCCGAGUCGCGCUUGGGGCAGCUUCUGUGCGUUUUGAGGGACGUCGCAGGCCCUGCACCGGUGAUCACUCCCCUCCCACCAUUGCACUCCGACCCCCAUCCACUGACUGUCCACCUCCGAGUCGACGGGAUGGGCCCUCGACGGAGGACGGCCGACGUCGCGGCCAAACAGCUGGCGGAGGACCACAUCAAGCGGCACUACCCCGGCUGGGCAAGGGUGUACACCGACGGCUCCGUGCGGCCCAGCGACGGCUCGUCGACGGCGGCUGCCUUUGUGGAGAGGGCAGAUCUGAGCCUGGGCCAACGGUUCGCCUUCCACGACACCAGCACCACCACGGAGCUGGCGGCGAUCUUUCUAGCGCUGCGCCUGAUCCACUACAAGAGCCGACGCCCGGACAGCUGGCUGCUGCUCUCCGACUCCCAGGCGGCCCUGUCUCAGCUGUACGGGCUCGAGGGAGCAUGCCCCCUCGCACGGGAGAUCGCUAGUGAGGCUCUGCUCCUCGGCGGCCUCGGCCACCGCUUGGCGUUCCAGUGGGUCCCGAACCACUGCCGGAUUCCUGGCAACGAGCGCGCGGACGCCCUGGUGGAGCGGGUCCAUGACGCCGCCGAGUUCCGGACGUCGGACGUGGGCCCCUUCGCCGACGCCAAGCUUCUUAUCGCACGGGAGGCCGCCGCAAACCACUUGGACGAGCGGUACGCGGCCGGGGACCGACCGGCGAAGCCCCCUCGCGGCACGGGCCGUCCAGCCGCCGCAGUCGUCCACAGGAUCCGGACGGGGUGCGCCCUGACGCCGGCAUGGAUGCAUCUCCUGCGCAACGAGGCCGACCCGGAAUGCCCGACCUGCGGAGAAUGGUCGGAUCUCGACCACCUCCUCCUGGCCUGCCCGGCACACGCUUACGCCCGGGCGGCCAUGACAACAUCCCUCGCCGCACUGGGGCUGCCCUGCAACACCACAGAACAAAUACUGAGACCCAGGGGCGACCGGCGCGGCAAAGACCGCGCGCUCAGGGCCCUACUGACCUUUCUGGAAGAAACCGGGCUCCUGUGGUCCCUCUGAACU
Molecule: messenger RNA, 1341 nt
Organism: Ixodes scapularis (black-legged tick)
Lineage: Eukaryota; Metazoa; Arthropoda; Arachnida; Ixodida; Ixodidae
Exons: 1
Coding region: 1-1338 (445 amino acids)
Molecular function (GO): nucleic acid binding; RNA-DNA hybrid ribonuclease activity
Source: RefSeq, a predicted model, not a curated record